Messenger RNA from Cebus imitator (Panamanian white-faced capuchin), 10280 nucleotides. It is a transcript of the gene PHF21A, whose product is annotated as PHD finger protein 21A. Gene Ontology annotation, biological process: negative regulation of transcription by RNA polymerase II. Gene Ontology annotation, cellular component: histone deacetylase complex. The record is from RefSeq and is a predicted model, not a curated record. Gene Ontology annotation, molecular function: chromatin binding. Bases 3865 to 5766 code for a protein of 633 amino acids. The transcript has 20 exons. NCBI's taxonomy places the organism in Eukaryota, Metazoa, Chordata, Mammalia, Primates, Cebidae.
UCACUCUCUCUCUUUUUUUCUGGAGUAGCUCUAUUUCCCCUCCCUCCCCCUUCCCCCUCUGCCUCUCUCCUCUCUCCCUCUGUCUUGUCGCUGGUGUUUGUCUCUGGGAGGAUCAGGGGCUGCCUGCUUGGAGUUUGUUGUGGGGGGAGGUAGGGGGAGGGGAGGGGUGUGUGGGAGGGAGGAGGGAAAGGGGGGUGUUCUCGUCAGGACCCCUCAGUCAACUUGAGAUUUGAGCAAUAACUUCCCCUUCGGGGCGCCCCCCUGCGUGCCCUUCCCAUACCUCCCCCCCCGAAAAAAAGACAAUGGGAAAACCUUGGCUCCCCCCCUCCUCCCCUCUGCCCUCCACCCCUCCCCAGGAUAAAUUGGAAGUAAGUUUAGGAGCAGCCUCGGGAUCCUGGGCGCAGAGUGCAGGGCCGGAGCGGGUGACAGAGGCGGCGUGCCGGGGGCGGCAGGGAGGGGGCGUCACAUUGUCCCGGAGGGGGGCCGGCCGGGGGCCGCGGGCGGGGGCGGGGGGCGCGGAGCCUCGCCCGCCCCCCUCGGCUGUCCCUUGGCCCGGGGAGGGUAGCUGGGGCCCCUCCACCCCCCCCACCCCACCCUGGGAUGCUGUCGGGGGGAAGUUUUUAUUAUGGUUAUUUAAUUAAAAAAAUUUUUUUUUUUUUGGAAAACCAUCUUGUUUGGUGACUGAGGGAUCUGGUUUAAAAAAAAAAAAAAAAGCUGCGGCUGCUGACGCUGCCGGGCCCGAGUGUGUGUGUGUGUGUGUGUAUGUGUGUGUGAGUGUGAGUGUGUUGGUGCAUUUGUCUUGGGUGGCCGGAGCAGCGUUGGGGAAAUUCCGCUUAUUCUUCUUCUUCUGCAACUUGUUAUUCCGGAGAGUCUGCCUGCACCCCUCACCCUGGGGCCGGCCCUCCCGCAUUCGCCCCCGCCGCCGGCGGCCGCGGGGCGCCCCCGGGACCCCAAGCGGGCCGGGGCGGACAGGCCGCUCCGAGAGGGGCCGCGGCCGCCCCUCCCCCGCCCGCGCCCCCGCCGGGGGGAGGGGCGCGCGGAGUGGGACUCUUUCCGUUUGGUCCAGCCCCGUCGUGCACGCAGUUCCCAACACUUCUCGUCAUCCUCUCUUUGGUCUCUUUAUUCUGCUGAGCGGUGCUGUUAGGAUUUCUUUUUUUUUUUUUUCUCCCCCUGACCACGUUCGCAAUGGUGGGUAGCAGCAAGGUGGCCCUGUUAGGGGAGGGGUUGGUAUCGAGAUUGGGCACCGGGGGAGAACGUCUCCUUUCAACUUUGUCUGUGGCUUGCACCCCCGGAGAAGGCCACAGGCCGGUUGUGGGGUGCAGAUGUGCCGAGAGUGAUUUCUAAGUAGUUGAGUUGUUGUGAUGAGGGUACGACUGCUAAUGGUCGGCAGGUUUUGUUUUCAUUGGUGAAUCUGGUGUCAUCAUAUUCCGGUCAUAUGUUGAAAUAUUCUUUGUUUAGGUCUGGAAGUAGAGGAUCUCACUCUGCACGUCCACAUUGUGUUGUUUUUAAAAUGAUGUCUCUGGGAGUAUGGAUUUCUAGAAUUUCAAAUCUGAGUGAAGGUCCGGACUUGUGUGGGCCUCGUUACCUGGCCUUGACAGUGAACUUUGUGGGUGUGUUUCGGAUUUCAAAGAUUUGCCCCAUAGCUGGGGACCGAGUUGUGCAUUUUUGCUAAUAGUCGGUGUCAGGAAUAUAGAUGCUUGAGCUGGAGAAGUUAGAGAGGGAAGAACAUUUAUAUAUAAAUAAUGGGUAGUUGAAUAUUAGAAUCAGAUUAAUUUGGGCAGAUGAAAGUUUGUUUGUUUGUUUUAAAGCAGUUAUGCACUCUGGGAAGGAAGCCUUUUCACAGGUUCACUUGAUAGGGAUUCUUUAAGGCGAGGGGUUGGAAUUAUCUCCUUUUUGAGAGGAUUCUCAUCAACAUCUGUAGCUUUAUUGAGGGCCUGAUAAGGGUACUGAAAUUGGGGCUAAACCAUGUUAGCAUACUUUUCAGUAUUUAUGAUAUUUGUUUACAUCGGGUGUUCACUUUAAUUUGGGCAAUAGAAAUAAAUAGGUCAGCUUUGCUUUUGGCCUUUGAAGUCUGGCCCCCUCCUUCCUUCUUUAAGUUUCACAAUUUACUUGGUUUACAGCAUUGUUGGAAACUGUUACUACAUUUUUACUGGAAAUACUAUUAUUCAUUUUAAUUUUGGUAAGUUCCUUCUUAUUCUCUUCUUCUGUCUUCACUUGUUUAUGGAAUCUGUGUUGUGGGCUUAAGCUAGUUUAUUUUAGAAGAUCAUUAAAAAUGUCUGAAAAAUACAUUUUCAAAUCCGGGGACCUAUCUUUUGAUGGCAAAGAGGAAAUUUUGUGUGCAGUUAUACUAAUGUUUAUUUAAAAUAUUUCUGUACUUAAAACGUUUGUAGAUGUACAACUAUCCUUAAGUGAAGAGCAUAGUAAUAGUGCACAGAGUUCUCAAAGCACAAACAUCUGGCUAACAUGUUAAAAAUCUUCCAGGUGCUUUUGUUUUGUUUUUUAACAUCAGACUUUUGCUUUUGAUAACAAUAGUAUUUGCAGUUUGACUGGCAUUGCUUGACUGCCCAUAAUAAAGUUUUUUGCUUGGGUGCUAUUGAAGGCUUUUUAACUUAGUUUUUAGAUAAUUUUGCAGGCUUGAUGUAAGCAUGUUAUAUUUUGAACUCAGGCAAGUUGUUAUGGAACUGGAGUAGUAAAUAGAUGAAAAAGACACCUACCUGGGCUAAUUGUAUUUUUAGAAGGUGUAAGUGAUGGAUGGGGCCUAUUUCUUUUAGCCUUGAAGGGUCCAUCCUUUUUCCUAUUCAGUCAUCUGGAAGGACCUGCCUCUGAAAUAUUCUUCUUCUGCUUACAUGAAGAUCUCUAAAUGCUAUCCAGCAGGAGGUGCUACAGCAAGAUAAAGGAUAUUUUUGAAUUUUGAGGGUCUUGCUACUUAUUACAGCUUGACUUAGCUUCAGCUAAGCAACAGGAUUAACACCUUAAAGUUCCAGAAAGAUUUUGAUAUAAUUUGAUCAGAAGCCCAGGCUGUUCUAAAAAGACCUUGAGAUUUUUGGCUUAUGGUGAUGAUGUGGCAAACUCCUUAGAAUGUUUCUGCUGUGUAUAAAAUGUCCUUGCACCUCAGUUUCUCCCUAAGAAAUACAUGCCCCCAAAAGGACUAUCACGCCAGUAGCUGAAUUUUGAAUAGUAUUCAGCUCUGCUUGUCUAGUACUCGUUGCAUCUAUACCACAAGCCUUUGGUUGACUUCAGAAAGUUCAAAAGAUAAUGAAAAUUUCUUUGUUUACAAUGUUUGCAGUGGUAGAACAUCCAAACUACUUGAUUAAAGAAAAGAAGAUGCUGCAAAAAUGCCCCUUGCGUUACAGUGUGUGUAACCUUAGAAAAGUUCUGUUGUGUUUAGAAGCAUGUACCAAUAUAUCACUGUAGUUCCCAGUGUUACAGGAUUGAUGUAUGAGAGCCCAGUAAGCAGCCCCAGAAAGAAGGUGUUGUUUCCAAAUAUCUUAUGUCUUUACAUUAAUUUUCUCUUUUAGGACACUGACUUCUUUUAGGUUCUUGAAUUUGUAGGCUAUGUUUAUUUGCAUGACUUGUCCCUUUUGGGUGUUUGAGAAAGGAAAGGGAUGCCUGGGGAUAACUGGAAAAUGGGGCUAGGGAGCUGAAGGAGAGCCAGUUUCCCCAAAAUUGGACUUCUCAGAACCUUUAAUAUGCUAAUGUGCAUUGUGAAUCUCCAAGAGGGGGAUAUGAUAUGCAGCAUUCUUGAAUACUUCUAAUGACAGGGAGCCCACUACCUCAUAAGCUGCAGUGAGAAGAGGAGUUUGUUACUUUAAACAGAGGCUGAAGAAACUAUAGAAUCAGCAGAGAAAGUGGAGAAGGUAGAGGAUGGAGUUGCAGACUCUACAGGAAGCUCUUAAAGUGGAAAUUCAGGUUCACCAGAAACUGGUUGCUCAAAUGAAGCAGGAUCCACAGAAUGCUGACUUAAAGAAACAGCUUCAUGAACUCCAAGCCAAAAUCACAGCUUUGAGUGAGAAACAGAAAAGAGUAGUUGAACAGCUACGGAAGAACCUGAUAGUAAAGCAAGAACAACCGGACAAGUUCCAAAUACAGCCAUUGCCACAAUCUGAAAACAAACUACAAACAGCACAGCAGCAACCACUACAGCAACUACAACAGCAGCAGCAGUACCACCACCACCACCCCCAGCAGUCAGCUGCAGCCUCUCCCAACCUGACUGCUUCACAGAAGACUGUAACUACAGCUUCUAUGAUUACCACAAAGACACUACCUCUCGUCUUGAAAGCAGCAACUGCGACCAUGCCUGCCUCUGUGGUGGGCCAGAGACCUACCAUUGCUAUGGUGACCGCCAUCAACAGUCAGAAGGCUGUGCUCAGCACUGAUGUGCAGAACACGCCAGUCAACCUCCAGACGUCUAGUAAGGUCACUGGGCCUGGGGCAGAGGCUGUCCAAAUUGUGGCAAAAAACACAGUCACUCUGGUUCAGGCAACACCUCCUCAGCCCAUCAAAGUACCACAGUUUAUCCCCCCUCCUAGACUCACUCCACGUCCAAACUUUCUUCCACAGGUUCGACCCAAGCCUGUGGCCCAGAAUAACAUUCCUAUUGCCCCAGCACCACCUCCCAUGCUCGCAGCUCCUCAGCUUAUCCAGAGGCCCGUCAUGCUGACCAAGUUCACCCCCACAACCCUUCCCACAUCCCAGAAUUCCAUCCACCCCGUCCGUGUCGUCAAUGGGCAGACUGCAACCAUAGCCAAAACGUUUCCCAUGGCCCAGCUCACCAGCAUUGUGAUAGCUACUCCAGGGACCAGACUCGCUGGACCUCAAACUGUACAGCUUAGCAAGCCAAGUCUUGAAAAACAGACAGUUAAAUCUCACACAGAAACAGAUGAGAAACAAACAGAAAGCCGCACCAUCACCCCACCUGCUGCACCCAAACCAAAACGGGAGGAGAACCCUCAGAAACUUGCCUUCAUGGUGUCUCUAGGGUUGGUAACACAUGACCAUCUAGAAGAAAUCCAAAGCAAGAGACAAGAGCGAAAAAGAAGAACAACAGCAAAUCCGGUCUACAGCGGAGCAGUCUUUGAGCCAGAGCGUAAGAAGAGUGCAGUCACAUACCUAAACAGCACAAUGCACCCUGGGACCCGGAAGAGAGCCAAUGAGGAACACUGGCCAAAGGGUGAUAUCCAUGAGGAUUUUUGCAGCGUUUGCAGAAAAAGUGGCCAGUUACUGAUGUGUGACACGUGUUCCCGUGUAUAUCAUCUGGACUGCUUAGACCCCCCUCUGAAAACAAUUCCCAAGGGCAUGUGGAUCUGUCCCAGAUGUCAGGACCAGAUGCUGAAGAAGGAAGAAGCAAUUCCAUGGCCUGGAACUUUAGCAAUUGUUCAUUCCUAUAUUGCCUACAAAGCAGCAAAAGAAGAAGAGAAACAGAAAUUACUUAAAUGGAGUUCAGAUUUAAAACAAGAACGAGAACAACUAGAGCAAAAGGUGAAACAGCUCAGCAAUUCCAUAAGUAAAUGCAUGGAAAUGAAGAACACCAUCCUGGCCCGGCAGAAGGAGAUGCACAGCUCCUUGGAGAAGGUAAAACAGCUGAUUCGCCUCAUCCACGGCAUCGACCUCUCCAAACCUGUAGACUCUGAGGCCACUGUGGGGGCCAUCUCCAACGGCCCGGACUGCACCCCCCCUGCCAAUGCCGCCACCUCCACGCCGGCCCCUUCCCCCUCCUCCCAGAGCUGCACAGCGAACUGUAACCAAGGGGAAGAGACUAAAUAACAGAGCCCCUCUAGGAGAAGCCACAGGACCCCGGCGGCAAGGAGAGCAGAACACUGAAGACUCUAGAAAAGCAAAGCCGGAUUUCCGGAAAGUGCAGAAUUCUUUUGGUUCUUUGGUUCCAGAGAGAGAGAAGAUGCUUGUGCCAGGUGGCACCAGAGUUUGCCAAUUGAUCCUUCUUAUUCUGUGUGUACAUGCAAAGAUUGGACCAUGUUACAUGAAAUAGUGCCAGCUGGAGGUUCUUUGCCAGCACCAUGCCAAGUGAAAUAAUAUAUUUACUCUCUCUAUUAUACACCAGUGUGUGCCUGCAGCAGCCUCCACAGCCACGAUGGGUUUGUUUCUGUUUUCUUGGGUGGGGAGCAGGGACGGGCGGAGGGAGGAGAGCAGGUUUCAGAUCCUUACUUGCCGAGCCGUUUGUUUAGGUAGAGAAGACAAGUCCAAAGAGUGUGUGGGCUUUCCUGUUUCUAAACUUUCGCUACUAUAAAACCAAAAAAAGGAAUUGAGAUUCAACCAACCCCAGUGCCCAGAAGAGGGAAUGGGAGUGGCUGGAGGGAGCCGGGGGUGGAACAGUGUAUCACAGAAGCAGUAUUUAAUCACGGCUGGCGGGGGCCUCGCAGGGGAGACUGACACCAAGGACAGCCAGUAGGUUCUUCUCCCCCACGCCCUGCUCCCUCCCCAUGGGAACUCCCCAUCCUGAAGCCUGCCCAGCCUCCUUCCUUCCCUGCUUGGUGAAUCGCGCAUCCCCGUGUUAUCCCACUGUCUCCUCUCCAAGAACAAGCAGAGCCCAGGCCGCAGGCCCUUGCCUGGGGCAGGGAAGAAAGAUGUGUAUGUCCAGGAAGGAAAAAAGGUGGAUCAGUGAUUUUACUUGAAAACAAGCUCCAUCCCUUUUCUAUAUUUAUAAGAAGAGAAGAUCUUGAGUGAAGCAGCACGCGACCCAGGUGUGUGUGAAUUGAAUGGAGACAUUUCUUUCCUCUUUUUUUUUUUAAUUUUUGUUUUUGUUCUUUUUUUCUUUAAGGAAAGUUUUAUUUUAUUGUUCAUUUUACUUUCUUGGUAACAAAAACUAAAAUAAGGAAUAGAAAAGCUGUUUUUCAGGCUGACAGUCCAAUUAAGGGUAGCCGAGACCUUGCAUGGUAGAGUAGGAAUCAUAGUGUCAGUGAGGUCCCGUGAGUCUUUGUGAGUCCUUGUGUCAUCGUUCGGGCACUGGUUUUUUAUGCAAGGGCAAAAAUCUUUGUAUCUGGGGGGAAAAAAAAAAAAAAACUUUUUUUUAAAUUAAAAAGGAAAAUAAAAGAUAUUGAGGUCUUCCUAGUGUUACUUAAAUUAAGAUCAAGGUAAGAAACAUUGUAAAAAAAAAAUUACAAAAGUGCUAUUUGUUUCCUAAAAACAGUGAUUUCUAUUAAAAAGGUGUCAGAACUGGAGAAAAUGCCGUGUAGUUAUAAUUUUUUAGCACAGACCCUGCUGAUGACGAUGACAUUUUGCCGUGUGUGUCUCUAGACUGUGGGCCAGUCUCCUUGACGGACAGGGUGGAGCUCCCCACCCUUCUCUCUCCUCAGAAAAGACCGUGCUCUCUUCUUGGUGCAGGGAUCUUGUCUCCUGUUGUGAAGCCCAAAUGGAAGUCUGGACGGUGUCAGGGCCCUCCCCAUGGUCUUCUUAGAUUCUGCUAGAGCAAAAGGCUGGUGCCUAAAUAAGAUCCCUUCCUUUGGUGCUGCUUUUGGUCUUUCAGCCACCAGCAUUAUGAGUGCCUGGGGGACACCUCCAAGGGAACUGGCCAGUGGAGCUCAGUGGUGCCCAUGCACCCUGGCUGUGGCAGGAGGGUGCAGGAGUGCAGGCUGGCUGCAUCAGCCCUUGGUGCUUAGAAAGAACAGAGGAGUGACAUGUCUCGAGGGUAUGUCUCUGAGACAGAGCCCCAAAGCUCUGUCUUGCUUUUGGGGAGAGGUCUGAAGCUCUCACUCCUUUCUCUGCCUGUUGGCUUCAGGCACCAGAAAUGGAAUUCAUUCCACUCCUCCCACCCACAAGUCUCCUGGGUGACCCUUGGCUAGAAUUGCUGCGCUUGCCUUGGCUUGGCCUGUUGUGGCCUCUCCUUCUUGAGAAAACCAGGGUUCUGAAAGGUUCAGACCAUUCUCUCAUCUUGCCUUGUGGGAAGUAAACGGUGUCAGAUGCGUGCUCUGGCUGGAGACCUUUGCCUCUUGCAUGCCCCUGGCUGAUGGCAGGGCAGUGGAGGCUCCGUACCCGGGCCCUGCUGGAGCAUCUCCCUGAAGCCCACUCCAGGCCCUGGUAACAGCCAGAGUCGGGGAGGGGUAGAAACGGUCCCAUUAGCUUCUCUCCCACCCAGUUAGGCCCAGAGAGACAAAGACAGAUCUGAAGGCAAAUUCAACAGAAAAGAGACGCUUCUUAGAGGAAAAUGUGUCUCAUCCAUAUCAGCUGUCGCCAUUCAUCUUCCCAAGGACCUCAGAAGAGGGAGUUAAGUUUGGCUGAACAGGCCUCAGUUAGGCCCUGGCUGCUUGAUUGGCUGACGGGGAGAGUUCCCUUUUCUCAGAAACCAAGGUGCUGUGCCUGGUCAGGGAGGCUUGGAGAUGCCUGGACUAGUUGGAGGAAUCGGUGGCAGAGGAUCAGAGACCAGCAGCAGGCUGCCUGCCCUGUCUAGAGCUCUUCCCCUCAACUUGUCUGGGCCCAUCUAGGGGUUGCCGCAACAGUUAACUCUCCUUUUCCUGAAAGAAUUUGGGAAGCCAUCAUCACUAGAGGCCUUUGCUCGGAGAGGAGCUGCCUGAGGAGUCUCAGGGGUGGGGGGAUUAGGCUAGGAAUUGACCAGGGCUUUGCCUGCCGCCCUGAGCAGCGUGAGUACAUUCUGACCUCGCCUGCAGCUGGGCUGUGGAUUCUUCCUGACGUUCAGAUGUGAUCUGUUUUGGGAGCCAGCUAGUAUGGAGUGCAAGAUGCAAUCCUGCCCACAAACCUACAUUCUGGACUCAAAUUCCAAAACACUGCUUUACUGUAAAGAAGAGGCCCCCGGCACUCAAUCUCCCUGUCCUUCACUGUUCCCCCAGACUGCCAGAGACACACGCUCGUGACACUGCGCCACCCAGCCACCUCCACUUGCUUCCUCCUCCUUCCUUGCGCUGCUCUUUCCCCAUGGCCCAGAAUUUAGCUGCUCUGACAGCUACUUAUCUGAGACCAGCUGGCUUUGCAGUCACUUCAGAGAGCUGGAGUGGCUGCCCACUGGGCCCUGCCUGGGAGUCCCCUGCCAGCUCCUGAUCAGGCGCUGCGCCCUGGUGGCAGUGAGGUCAUGUUGCUGUCAUCUCCACCUCUGCAUUCUUGCUGCCUGCGGGUCCUUUUUCUUUCAUGGAGCCUGCUGGGUCUUGUCUCACCUGUGCUGAGCUCAUCGGGGUUUUGAUUUCUUCCUUCCUUAUUAGGCCCUUUGUGGUAAGCCUGCUGGUUGUACCUGACAGGGGUAGACAGCUACGGGCAGUCCCUGGUGGGGCCACCCUGGCAGCCUCCAGCUGGCACCAUCGUGUGCCUGGCUUCCCUGCAAGGCCUGUCUCUCUGUCCCUGCUGCUUGGCUCAGGCCCAGCGGGCAAGUGUGCAUGGCGCAGGUGCACACAGCUGUGUCUGUGCGGGUGGCCGUGUCUGCAGCACACUCUGUCUCCGCAUGCACGCUGGCUCUCCAGCCACCUCUGAUACUUCUCUCUUGGGGCUAAGAGCCCUUGGGCUUGGCCCUCCCAGCUCACACACACUCUUCAGAGGUUUCUUCCCUUCAUUCCCUUGUAGGGCGUGGUCCUUCUUAUUUAUCUAAAGGGCUGAAUUUAGGAGACUACCCAGAGGCAAAAGGCUCUUAAGGUGAUGGGAUGGAGCGCGGCCCGGGCAUCUUCCAGGGCCUGGGUCUCAGAUCCCUCGGCUUCUGUUGGGUGGAGGCAUCUUUGCUCUGUGUGGACCUCGCCCCUGCCCUUAGCCAGGCACCCCUGGCAGGAAGCAGGACUCUCAUCCUCACCCUGACUUAGACUGUCCUCCGAGUCAGCUCCUCUGGGCGGUCUUCUGGCCCCCUCGCCAAAGUGAGGGGCAGGAAGCUGGGGCUGCCCUCCAGAAGCCGGGUAGGAACUCUGAAAAGUAGCUCCUGUAAACGGAAGCAGGGCUCCCCAGUUCCACUUGGCGCCCCCUCCCACAAGGCCCUUCCUCCCUGAGGACCCAGCCUCCCCCGCCCCGCCCGUCCCCAGCAGCCUUUGGGCCCUCACCUCUCCCCAGUCUCCGUGGGUCCUCAGUCCAGGUGAGCUGCAGCCAGGUGGUGGGGAUGGGCAGGCCAGAGGUCAGCCAGCUCCUAGCAGAGAAGAGCCAGCCAGACCCCAACCCUGUCUCUUGUCCAUGCCCUUUGUGAUUUCAGUCUUGGUAGACUUGUAUUUGGAGUUUUGUGCUUCAAAGUUUUUGUUUCUGUUUGGUUUUUGUUUUGAGGGGGUGGGGGGGAUACAGAGCAGCUGAUCAAUUUGUAUUUAUUUAUUUUAACAUUUUACUAAAUAAAGCCAAAUAAAGCCUCU